Molecule: messenger RNA, 741 nt
Organism: Branchiostoma floridae (Florida lancelet)
Lineage: Eukaryota; Metazoa; Chordata; Leptocardii; Amphioxiformes; Branchiostomatidae
Product: fibropellin-3-like
Exons: 7
Coding region: 1-741 (246 amino acids)
Biological process (GO): establishment or maintenance of epithelial cell apical/basal polarity; heterophilic cell-cell adhesion
Cellular component (GO): plasma membrane; protein-containing complex
Molecular function (GO): calcium ion binding
Source: RefSeq, a predicted model, not a curated record
AUGAUACCUUUUGCAGGGGAAUGCUACCAAUUUUCGACCUCAGCUGCAACCCACAGAGAAGCUGCUCAGGCCUGCAGUACCAAGAACAGCCACCUGGCGGAUAAGAAAGACUCACAGCAGCAGCAGUUCCUGGCCAGCACCAUCGCCUUCACCACUGGCGUGUCCAACUGGCUGGCCAUGAAAACCGCGCCGAUUCCCAUGUUCUACAGCGAUGGGACUCCUGUUAUGGGUCCCCUCCAGUGGUUGACCGGCGAACCUUCGACCCCGUUGGACCUGUGUGUUCUCCUGGACAGCUCUAACAGCUACAAAGCAAAGGCAACUUUCUGCACGGAGCAGCACAACUACAUCUGCCAGGAUGCCUUGAAACCCUGUGAUCCAAACGUGUGCCAGAACGGCGGAAACUGCACCUCCUGUUUCGGCGGCUCCACCACCUUCUGUGACUGUCUGAAGGGGUUCGGAGGAAAGCUGUGUGAAAUUGACAUUGACGAGUGCGCCUCGUGCCCGUGCCAAAAUGGCGGGAGUUGCCAUGACGACAUCAACUCCUACACCUACCUGGAUUGGUGCUCCCAAGUCACGUGUCCAUUUGGGUUUGUCUGCCAGGACUUCACGUUCUACUUCCAAUGCGUUCACCCGUCUUCAAUUACCCGGGGACUGCCGUACCAGUGCAGCAGCGCCUCCUGUCCGGAUGGCUUGAACUGCACCCCUGAGGGUGUGGCAGCCUUCUCAUGUAGGCCUGAGUGA